CUCUAACUCACGCGCGCAACAGCCAUUUUUAAUUUUUUUCAAUUUUUUUUUUAUAAUUUCCCCUUUUUUUGCUUGGGGGUACUGCAGUACCCCCACAAUCCCUCUAAAUUUGCCACUGGUUAAAGGAGUUGUGAAGUUAAGGAGAGAGAGGGGAAGAUGGAGAGGAGGGUUUUAAGAGGGGUUGAAGAUGAAGAUAAGGAGGAAAGGGGGGAAAUUGAAGGUAUAAGAUAAUAUUAAUGGAGGAUGGUAAAAGGGAAAAUGAAAAAGAUGAAGACAGAGAGGAGAGAGAAAAACAAAACCUAACAACGUUGGGACUCCGUCAAUAGUAAAAAUAUUUUGAACACAAAAUUAAGUUCAGGUAUAUUUGAAAAGUUUAUCAAAUCUGAGGGGAGGAAAUAAAAAAAAAAAAAGGGGGAGUAAAACAUUGAAAGAAGACGACUUUAAAAUAAAGUAAGACCGAAGAAAAAGAAGAAAGCGCAGCAGAAAGGAACUGUCAAAACUGAAAACUGAAAGAAACCCCAAUCUCAAUCUGAUUACAUACGGAGGAGAGAGAAAAUGGAAGAAGUAGAAGAUGGAGAACAACCGCAGCAAUAUGAAGGACAAGGAGGAAAAGCUAUAGUAAUGUUAAUAAGUGGAACAUUAGUUUACUAUCAUUGCUCUUUUCGCAAUUCCACUUUUCUCUCUCUUCUCUCCGAUGUCUUCCUCGUUAUUCUCUGCUCUCUCGCCAUUCUCGGCCUUCUCUUCCGCCACUUCAACAUUUCUGUACCUGUGGAUCCGUUAGAAUGGCAGAUUUCACAAGACACUGCGAAUAACAUAUUUGCGUGCUUGGCUAAUACUGUUGGGGCUGCUGAGUCUGUUCUUCGGGUUGCUGCUACUGGUCAUGAUAAGAGGCUCUUUGUUAGGGUAGUUGUCAGUCUCUAUCUGCUAUCAGUUCUUGGAAGAAUGGUCUCCGGGGUGACAGUUGCUUAUGCUGGUUUGUGUUUAUUUUGCCUCUACAUGUUUGUUGAGAGCUCACUUCCAAUCAGUAGUCGACUAUCUCGGUAUUUAGCUAGACGAGAGAAUGCAGUAGAUUUACAAGAUUAGCAUGUAGGGAGCAGAGGCCUUGUUCCCUCAGCUAUACCUGUACAUGAGGAGAAGUAAAUUAGAUGUGCUGACUACAGGUGUACAAAAUUGUAGCUGUCACUCAGUUUUAGCUGUAUGUGUCACAUUUUUUGAUCAAUUUUAGUCAUUGGUAGAUUAAUUGGUUUAUGGGAAAAGCCAGAAUUUAAAGCAAGAAGCUUUAUUUGAUAUUAGUUCUCACAAUUUUAUGUAGGAGAUUGGUUAAUUUUAGUCUUUUGCUUCUCUUGAUUUUUUAUAAAGUUUAGUCAUUGGUAAA
Messenger RNA from Beta vulgaris subsp. vulgaris (sugar beet), 1375 nucleotides. RefSeq names its product reticulon-like protein B23. Lineage: Eukaryota; Viridiplantae; Streptophyta; Magnoliopsida; Caryophyllales; Amaranthaceae. The record is from RefSeq and is a predicted model, not a curated record. Bases 556 to 1083 code for a protein of 175 amino acids. The transcript is spliced from 4 exons.